AUGAAAAAUAGGAUAAUCAUCACAUCUAAAAUAGAUGAUUUGAUAUCAAAUUUAAAAAAAACAGAAGAUACUCAAGGUCCAAUGUUUAGAAAAUUAUCUUUGAAUCCAGAGUCUUAGGUGGAAACUGAAAUAAUAAGUCAUUUAAAAAUAAGAUUGGAUGAUGAUGCAUUAUAAUCAAAGUUUGUUUAAGAUAAAACAAAAUCAUUAGCAAACAAGAUAAAGCAAUUGCAAAAACAAACUAAAUUAAAGAAAUUUCAAUUGCCUCAAGAGUAUGUCAGUUUUAUGAAUGCUAGACAAGAAAAUUUGAUUCAAUAAUAGGAAACAAAAAUAAAUAAGAUAUUAAAGAGAUAAUAACAAUAUGAGGAAUAAAAUAAGAGUUUUUAUUAGUUUCGAAUAAGAGCAUUAGAAAGAUAAUAAUAAUAGAUUGAGUAGAAAAAUACAGAAUUACCAAAAGAAUUCAAAUAUUUUUAUUAGCCAAUAGAGGAAGCCUAAAUAAGUUUUAAUAAUAUGGAUUAGAGAAUAAAAUAAUAAUUGUGGAAUAGAGGAUAGAAAAAGUUCUUUAGUUUUUGGAAUAAAUCAAGUACUCCAAGUUAAAAGAAUGAGAGACCUGAAAUGUUAGAAAGUUAUUCGUAAUCAUUUUUUUAGAAAUAAAAGAAGAGAGUUUCAAUAUAAAAUGCUCCAACGAUAAAAAUAAUUUAUGCAGGAUGA
Messenger RNA from Paramecium sonneborni, 708 nucleotides. Lineage: Eukaryota; Ciliophora; Oligohymenophorea; Peniculida; Parameciidae. The record is from the annotation of a GenBank genome assembly.